This is a messenger RNA of Sceloporus undulatus (fence lizard), 1593 nucleotides long. RefSeq names its product transmembrane protease serine 12-like. Gene Ontology annotation, biological process: proteolysis. Lineage: Eukaryota; Metazoa; Chordata; Lepidosauria; Squamata; Phrynosomatidae. The record is from RefSeq and is a predicted model, not a curated record. The coding region runs from base 159 to 1124 and encodes 321 amino acids. Gene Ontology annotation, molecular function: serine-type endopeptidase activity. The transcript has 5 exons.
AGCGGAGCGGAGGAUCCGGGGCGGCUCUCUCUCUCUCUCUCUCUCCUCCUCCGUCUGCCUCUUCGCAGAGGAGCUCGCUCGCGCGGGCCUGGCGCGGUCACGUGUCCCGCACGCGCCUCCUGCCCGCCGAGGAGGGAAUACUGUUUCGCAGGCAAACGAUGCCGGGCGCCUCUCCGUCCUCCUCAAUCCUGGCUUCCCUUGUAGCGCUCCUUGUGUUACCGAGCGAGCCCCUUGCCGCCGACGAAUGUGGAAGACCUGUUGUAGGCUUCGGGAAACUGCCUCGGAUUGUAGGUGGAGGAAAUGCUGAGGAUGGAGCAUGGCCGUGGCAAGUUAGUCUUCAACUCUAUCUCAUUCAUGCAGGAUAUAACCAUGUAUGUGGUGGAUCUUUAAUUCACAACAGCUCAGUGUUGACAGCAGCACACUGCUUUAGCCAAUCACUGUAUGUAUAUUCCAUUCUAAAAAAAAAUUAUUUUAGGAAUCCAGAUUUUUGGAGAGUUGUGAUUGGCUUGCAUCAUCUUGACAAAUAUAACUCGCAUACUAUAAAGCGCCGAGUCAGAGCCAUUAUAAUCCAUUCUGGUUAUAAUAUUAAUAGUCAUGACAAUGAUGUUGCUUUGCUAAAGCUAACAAGGUCUGUCCAAUACAAUAAGUAUGUUCAACCCAUCUGCUUACCUGAAACUCCACAUAAUAAUACGCCUAAUUACCCAUGUUACAUUAGUGGAUGGGGACAUACAAAAGAGAAUGGUAAUAAUGAACUAAUACUACAAGAAGCUGAAGUAAACAUAUUUUCACCAAGUAUGUGUAAUCAACGCUCUUGGUAUGGAGAUAUAUUAUCAUGGAAUAUGUUUUGUGCUGGCUCUGAAACUGGACAUGUUGAUAGCUGCCAGGGAGACAGUGGUGGACCUUUGAUGUGCUACUUCCCAAAUUCCACCAGAUUUUAUCUGGUAGGAAUCACCAGUUUUGGGGCAGGCUGUGGUCAACCAGGACGUCCAGGAAUCUAUAUUCGUGCACUUAAUUAUAAAAGUUGGAUAGAGUUGAAUCUACUUGAUAAAACCAUCAAUGUGAGCUCCCAUUGUUCCCUGCUCCUUUGGACUGUGGGAUGGAUAAUUUUUCAUACUGUUCUAUGAAGAGGAAACUUUUAUUCAUUGUGCUAGAAUGAUGUUGGCUUGUCUUUCAAACUUGCUACUUCCUCUUUGGGGUGGAAGGAAAUAUUUUUAGCAAAAUUCAUUGUUUUUAACAGCUGAUUAAAGUCUUCUCCUCCAUCCUGCAAAUUAAAUUCAAAAAUAUAUUUCACCUGUAAUUGCAAAAAUGAAACAGGUUUACAGGUUUAUAUACAGAAACUUUAUUGGUUGUAAAUAAUCACAGUUAUAUUUUCCAAAAUGGGCUUAAAUAUGCAAAUAUUUUUUUAAAAAAACAAACAAACAGAAAAUGUGUGUUAAUGUGACAGAUAUGCCUUUUUCUUCAAUACAGUAGUAAUCAUUUACAGACUUCAGAGCAAUGCUAUUUUAAGUAUAUAUUUCUAUAUUUGGUUAAUAAGAAACCAUGUACAUGAUGGAUGCCAAAUACUGUCAAACCUAACAUUUCUCAAAUAAAAUA